Bursaphelenchus xylophilus (pine wood nematode) is the source of this 1091-nucleotide messenger RNA. NCBI's taxonomy places the organism in Eukaryota, Metazoa, Nematoda, Chromadorea, Rhabditida, Aphelenchoididae. The record is from the annotation of a GenBank genome assembly.
AUGUCCCGUCAAAAAGUAGGAGCCCCCAUAAAAGUACUUUCCUUGUAAGACAAAGACAGGUUUCAAAUAGUUUUCGUAGAAUAUGGCACCAACAUUUUUAGAAGUCUGGGACGCAGCUCGAAUGAGUUCAGUCAUAGAAGACAAGAAGUUCCAAAAACGUAACUUUGGUAAAAAUUUUUUUGGCAAAGACGGAAAGCCAGGGCGCGUGUCGGGCAGCCGUAAAAGAAGGCAAGUAAUUCUAUAAAAUUUCGUAGAUAAUACUUAUCAGAGGGAUGUAGAUUCGCCGUAAGUAAAUCUUGUGAAAAUUAAGUUGUGUUUAGAGACUGGAAAAACAUUGGUUUCAUGGCGGCCAGGUGACGGUACAAACAUGAGCCGCGAGUACAAGUUACAAAUGAAUGACGAAGCCGUCGAUUACAAUAAUAUUAGGGCUCAGCUCUUGAUACGAACUCUGCAAGGACAAGAUAUUGACCGGGUUGUCAGUCUAUGUAAAGAAGCUUUUCCCCUCGAAUACGAUCAGAAUUGGUUUUUCGAAGUAUGUUCAGGAAGAUACAUUAGUUAUGGUGCCUUUGACGGGGAAAAUCUAGCCGGUUUGAUAGUCGCCGAAGUGAAAACUGUUGGUAAUUGCGAAGUUGAGGUAGGAAUAAUUUUACUUCUACCUUUUUGCAGGACCGGGACAUGUGGAAUUGUCUGGACUCCCAUGUCGUCUACGUAAUGAGUUUAGCAGUAUCGUGUUUAUAUAGGAGGCGAGGCAUUGGUACAGUGCUGUUGGAGUAUUUGCAAACGGUGAUCUCGGCUUCCAGACCCUGUCCGGUUCUUAUAUAUCUCCACGUAUUGAAAGAAAACUAUGGGGCUAUCACAUUUUACAAAAAUCGCGGCUUCAAACAUCACAAAACUUUGACGUAAGGAGAGCCGAAUGGGCAGCAAUGUUUUUCAGAAAUUACUACCUGAUUGAUGGUAUUGGUCGAGAGGGGUUGACGUUUAUUCUGUUUUUAAACAACAACACCAACGCAUGUUCCCUGAAAGAUAUGUGGAAUACAACAACUGCCAUGAUUUCUGCCUUGUUCCGUUCACAUGUUCUAAGGUCGACUUAA